GGUGGUAUGGCUUGAUGGAUAAUGAUAUUUCAGGAAAGGGAUACAGCAAUUGAUUCUGUUAAUGUCACUUUUGUUGCAAAGGGGAUGACAAGCUGAUGGCAACAGAGAACCCCAACCAGACUGUGGUGAGCCAUUUCUUCCUCGCGGGUUUAAUGUACACAGCUGAACAUCCUAGCCUCUUCCUCCUCUUCCUUCUCAUCUACAGCAUCACUGUGGCUGGGAAUCUCCUCAUCCUCCUAACUGUGGGCUCUGACUCUCACCUCCGUUCACCCAUGUACCACUUCCUGGGGCACCUCUCCUUCUUGGAUGCCUGUUUGUCUACGGUGACAGUGCCCAAGGUCAUGGCAGGGCAGCUGACUCUGGAUGGGAAGGUGAUCUCCUUUGAGGGCUGUGUCGUACAGCUUUACUGCUUCCACUUUCUGGCUAGCACUGAGUGCUUCCUGUACACAGUCAUGGCCUAUGACCGCUAUCUGGCUAUCUGUCAGCCCCUGCACUACUCAGUGUACAUGAACAGAAAGAUGUGUGCAGUGCUGGCUGGAAUCACCUGGGCCAUAGGUGCCACGCACGCUGCAAUCCACACCUCCCUCACCUUCCGCCUGCGCUACUGUGGGCCUUGCCACAUCGCCUACUUCUUCUGCGACAUCCCACCUGUCCUGAAGCUUGCCUGUACAGACACCACCAUUAAUGAGCUAGUCAUGCUUGCCAGCAUUGGCAUCGUGGCUGCAGGCUGCCUGAUCCUCAUCGUUAUUUCCUAUGUCUUCAUCGUGGCAGCUGUGUUGUGCAUCCGCACAGCCCAGGGCCGGCAGCGGGCCUUCUCCACCUGCACUGCCCACCUCACCGUGGUGCUCCUGUACUAUGUGCCACCUGUCUGUAUCUACCUGAAGCCUCACUCCAGCGAGGCAGGAGCUGGGGCCCCUGCUGUCUUCUACACUAUCAUAACUCCGAUGCUCAACCCGUUCAUUUAUACUUUGCGGAACAAGGAGAUGAAGCGUGCCCUGCAAAGGCUAUUGUGCAGCAGCUUCCAAGAGUCUGCAGCAGGCAGCCCACCAUCAUAGUCUGUGCUAUCGAAACUCACAAUUUGCUA
Messenger RNA from Cebus imitator (Panamanian white-faced capuchin), 1084 nucleotides. Its product is annotated as olfactory receptor 10S1. Gene Ontology annotation, biological process: G protein-coupled receptor signaling pathway. Lineage: Eukaryota; Metazoa; Chordata; Mammalia; Primates; Cebidae. The transcript has a single exon. Gene Ontology annotation, molecular function: olfactory receptor activity; G protein-coupled receptor activity. Bases 96 to 1055 code for a protein of 319 amino acids. The record is from RefSeq and is a predicted model, not a curated record. Gene Ontology annotation, cellular component: membrane.